Messenger RNA from Triticum aestivum (bread wheat), 428 nucleotides. Its product is annotated as Bowman-Birk type trypsin inhibitor-like. The record is from RefSeq and is a predicted model, not a curated record. Gene Ontology annotation, molecular function: serine-type endopeptidase inhibitor activity. Lineage: Eukaryota; Viridiplantae; Streptophyta; Magnoliopsida; Poales; Poaceae. The transcript is spliced from 2 exons. The coding region runs from base 50 to 328 and encodes 92 amino acids. Gene Ontology annotation, cellular component: extracellular region.
UGCUACAUAUUCAGUCUUUGCAAGCAAUCCUCGCCAACCAGACACAAGCAUGAGGCCCCAGGCGCUGCUCGCCGUCCUGGCCGUCGUCGCCGUCCUUGCAGCAGCUCUGCCCCUCGCCCACAGCCAAGGCGCGACGCUGUGCUGCGACAAGUGCGGCAUCUGCACCAGGUCCUUCCCGCCGCAGUGCAGAUGCAUGGACAUCUCGCCUACCGGGUGCAACCCGGCCUGCAAGACCUGCGCCAAGUCCACCGUCGGCGGCCGUGACAGCUUCCAGUGCAAGGAUUUCAUCACCAACUUCUGCGAGACCCGCUGCACUAAGGCCGCGUGAUUGGACCUGUUGUCCACCGAAUAACCCCGAUUAGCCUGUGUUUUUCCUUUAUUUUUUGAAGCAUUUAAGAGUUGCAUCUUGAUCUGGUAGAUGCAGGGAA